This is a messenger RNA of Auanema sp. JU1783, 1722 nucleotides long. NCBI's taxonomy places the organism in Eukaryota, Metazoa, Nematoda, Chromadorea, Rhabditida, Rhabditidae. The record is from the annotation of a GenBank genome assembly.
AUGAUACCGAUCACUAAUACAUCCAUUCCAACAUCAGCGUCAUCAUCUGCACUUAACACUUCGCCUUCACCUGUCCGAGCACGUUUUGCUUCACUAUACGGACACAGAUCUGCCCUUGGCACCACGACAUCAUGUGAACAGCAAAAAAUGAUCUUGCCCACUCGAGUUAAGGGAGAAAAACUUGUUCGACACAUGGAAUCCUCCCCAGAUAACACAGAGGACAUAAGUCACUCGGCUUCUGGAAGUGCCGUAUUAGCGGCUGCUAACAAAGAGCAUGCAGGCUCAGCAGAACCACAAGAAGGAGAAGAGAAAACUCCAGCAAGAUUCCAAGAUGAUGAUGUAGAAUCUCGGAUGCCUCUUGAGCGUAGUAAUCACAAAAACAGUGUUCGGGAGGGACCACCUGACUCAAUUUUACGACUGAAUAUCGGAGGAAGUAGUUAUAGAAUAAGAACAAGAUCAAUCAUCAAGUUUGGUCCUAAAACACUAUUAGGGCGUUUCGUGCGUAUGAACCAUGAACAUCGUAGACAAUGGGCAGAUUGGUACUUUGAAGAGCAGGAUGAAUACUUUUUCGAAAGAGUACCAAGAUACUUUGAUCCUAUUUAUGAUUUCUAUGCUACCGGGAAGCUCCAUGUGCCUAAGGAUUUGUGCUUCGACAAGUUCAUGGCGGAACUUCGUUUUUGGGCUGUAUCCAAAUCCCGUAUGGAUGAGUGUUGCUCACCUUUCACACAAUACUGUGUAACAAUGGACCCUCGCUCACAGGAAAAAGAUCACUUCAUUGGAGUCCGAUGUGCGAACGUGAGAAGACGCUUGUGGCUCGUUCUCGAAGGGCACACGAACUCGAGAUGGUGGAAAGCGUUUGAAGUUAUUUCAACAGCUUUCGUGGUUCUUAGUAUAUCGGCAUUGAUUCUUGGAUCUAUACCGGAGUUCCAAGUUCCUCAAAAAACAGAAGAUGGUCAGCUUGUAUAUGCUACAGCUACAUAUCCAACGUAUCCAAAUUCGGGAGGUGGAAUGACUGAAUCACGUACCAUAAUGAGAGACCGCGCAGAAAAUCAGGUGGAAAUGACAGAACACCCUGUUUUCACCUGGGUGGAGAACUUGUGUGUUAUCUACUUCUCAAUAGAAUAUGCUGUGCGGUUUAUCGUGGCUCCAAGAAAACUCGCGUUCGCUCGUCAAGUCCUUAACAUCAUCGAUCUCCUAUCCAUUGCUCCAUUUUACUUCGAAAUGCUUCUACUGCUGUGCGGAAUUUCUGGAGAAAAUGUUCGUAAAGUUCGUUGGGCUUUCCUUACCGUUCGUUUAUUACGUGUCUUGAGAGUUAUUCGUAUUGCAAAACUGGGAAGAUUCUCACCAGGUCUGGCAAACUUCGCUCUGACGAUUCGCAAAUCCAAAAAGCAGAUGCAAAUGGUUGGAGUUGUGAUGAUAACUGUAGUCAUUUUCUUCUCCACGCUAAUCUAUUUCCUAGAGAGAGACGAGCCUGAUACGAAGUUCACCUCUAUUCCUGCCACAUUCUGGUGGUGUGUGGUGACAAUGGCCACUGUUGGAUACGGGGAUUUAGUACCUGUGACAGUGGCAGGAAAAUUAGUUGGUAGUGGGGCAAUUGUAUGCGGAGUUAUGGUUUUAGCUCUGCCCAUAACAAUUAUGGUUAACAAUUUUAUGCAAGUUGUUAAACUUCGGGAGGAGAAAAUAGUGAAGAAGUAUGCUCAGCAGCAUGGGGACCACGUAUGA